Molecule: messenger RNA, 2566 nt
Organism: Mytilus trossulus (common blue mussel)
Lineage: Eukaryota; Metazoa; Mollusca; Bivalvia; Mytilida; Mytilidae
Exons: 4
Coding region: 237-869 (210 amino acids)
Source: RefSeq, a predicted model, not a curated record
CGUUCAUUCUAUAUAUAGUUAAUGUUCAUUUGUUUUAUAUUAAUCCUGUUAUUACAGUACCAGAUGACGUUAAACGUGUAAACUAUUGGAAAUUCCUUUCCUCUUUCCUACACGUCAAGAGGAACAGUUUUAACUGGAUUUACCAUCGCUUGAAAACUAUAUAACACUAAGUAUUCAUCUUCUUAGUAAGGAAAGCAUUUACAUUGCACUAGUUGAUAGACUCAAACAAAAUAAUUAUGGGUAACAACAAACCAAGAAUACCAAUGGCGGAAACAUUACAAGGUUUAAAAAUAAAACUCUUAGAAGGAAACGACUUUGCGGACGAACUGCGGAAAACAUUUGGAAGAGAGAAGAUACAAAGUGAUCGAAUAUUCUCGCACAUUCAACACAAUGCCAGGAGUGAGGUCAAGGUCAAGCGAUUGACAAGAGAGACUGCCAGCCAUCUAAUUCACAGACCUGCACAUCUGUACAAGAAAUCCAGGAAACAUAUUUCAAAAGUACAAAAAUAUCUCUCACACGUUUAUAAAAAUGAAACCCGUUUUUUGGACGAACAGACAGAUUUUAAUGACCUACAUAUAAAGGUGGAAUCGAUACUGCAAGAACUUGAUAGUGCAAUUAUUGAACUAAAACAUUCUGAUGAUGAUACGGAUGACGAAAAUAAUGAGUUGACCUCAGAUGAAGAAAAUUCCGGAAGCCAUGGCGGAAGUGCAGGGACAUAUAUCAACGAUAGGGAAUUGGUUCACCCUAGUAGUAAUAACCAUGACCGAUUUCAAAACGUGAAAAAAGAUUUUAAACUUAUUUGUAAAGUUUCUUUGAUAUUAGAAAUAGAAAGUGAUAACUACAAAAUCUUAAGUCAGGUUUGUGUAUGAUACAAAUGUUAGGAUUUAUUUAGACCAAAUAGAGAAAUAUUCAGAUAUCUGUGAUAUUGCAUUUGUUACUGAAAAAGAGUCGAGAGAUACAAGAGGGACAGUCAAAUAUAUAAUCUCACCGUAGAAUUAUCCACAAUCUAGAUAUAGGAAGAUGUGGUGUGAGUGCCAAUGAGACAACUCUCCAUCCAAAUAACAAUUUAAAAAGUAAACCAUCAUAGGUUAAAGUACGGCCUUCAACACGGAGCCUUGGCUCACACCGAACAACAAGCUAUAAAGGGCCCCAAAAUUACUAGUGUAAAACCAUUCAAACGGGAACACCAACGGUCUAAUCUAUAUAAACAAAACGAGAAACACGUAUAUAUUACAUAAACAAACGACAACUACUGUACAUCAGAUUCCUGACUUAGGACAGGUGCAAACAUUUGCAGCGGGAUUAAACGUUUUAAUGGAUCCAAACCUUCUCCCUUUUUACAUGCAUAUAUUUGGAUGGUUUUGUUUUCCUAACAAUUAUGAUUGUAUCGAGUGUUAAUAUAAUUGUGGAGAGUUGUCUCAUUGGCAAUCAUAAUACGUCUUGUUUUUAUAAUUACAAUGUAACAUUGAAUGAUCUGGUGCAUUAAUUGUGCAAUUACUUCUGAAUCACCAAAAAUAAAUACAUAUCACUAAAGUAAGAUAAAUCUGUAAACAAUAACCUGAACAUUUUAAUCGCGUUUUAUUCUUAAGGUAAUAUCAAACUUCUUAAUGACCGAGAUACGUGUUUUUCAAAUUCCUACAUAGCAAACGACAAUUUUCUUCUGAAAUAUGUGGUUCAUAGAAAAUUGAAAGCAACACCUUAAAUAACUGCAUGCGUCCGAUGCGUUUUACUGGAUAUACCUUCACUAUAAAGUUUGUUGAUUUUUUUAUUUUUUGUGUGAAAGGGUUUAAGUAAAUUUUUUGUCAAUAUUUAUGGAAAAUAAACGAGCCAAUUUAAUUUUUUUUCAAGGUGAGAAUUUUUCCUUAAUUUGCAAUUUAACAUUGACAAUAGACAAAUAUGCGAUAAAUGUUUAACUUUUGAAAUUCCCUCAGUCACAUAACAUUAACGAUGGACAAUUUAGUCUUUAUAUUAAGAUAUUGUUGUUGUUUUCUAGUUUAAUUGAUGUCUUUUAAAUGUUGUAUUGUUCUAAUAUAUUUCACUUCUGACACUCGAAGUCAUGUGCGUACGCUACUUUGUGUAUUUCAGAUGCUCGUGUAUUGCGUACUGUAAUCAUAUCAUUAUACAACAAGUUGUCAUAAUAUUUUAAAAUUAUAUAGAAACCUAUUAUCCUGUUUACGUUUAUCAUGUUUAUGACAAAUCAAUUUCAGAUUAAAAAAAACUUAAUUCUCCUUCCUUGGUUUAUUUUUUCUCUCAAAGUUAAUGACUCAAAUAGGACUCUUUAUCAAGUUAUUAUCUGUGUAAGUAUACAUGCAGAAUAAAAAGUAAAAUAAAUUAUCAUAACCAUCCUGUAUUUAUAACAAUAUAUACUUUCGUUUAAAAAGAAAAGCUACUUUCUAAGACCAAAAAACAGAUAGACUGGCAGGGCUAUUGAACAUGUUUGUUUUUAUUAACAGCUUCUUAUCAUUUGAUUUAGACUGUGUUGUGCCCUGUAAUAGGUGUGUUGUUGAUAACAAUUUUAUUGGCGGAAUAUUAUAAACAAUUAGUUGAAAAUAAAAGCAAUAAUCUG